Molecule: messenger RNA, 330 nt
Organism: Ilex paraguariensis (yerba mate)
Lineage: Eukaryota; Viridiplantae; Streptophyta; Magnoliopsida; Aquifoliales; Aquifoliaceae
Source: the annotation of a GenBank genome assembly
AUGUUGACUGAAUUACGUGCUGCUCUGGCUUCUCUUGUUGGGGAUCUGGGCAUCCUUGCAAUCCCUACAGUUCCUGGGCCUCCUCCAAAACUUCAAACAGAGGCUUCUACCCUGGAAACUUUUUGUGUCAGAGCUUUUAGCUUGUUGUCCAUUGCUGGAGUAUCUGGAUUUUGCCAGUUGAGCAUACCUCUUGGGAUGUAUGAUAAUCUUCCGGUGGCAGUGUCUUUGCUAGCAAAACAUGGCUCAGAUGCAUUCCUGCUGAAUGUUGUUGAGAUCCUUUAUGACACUCUCAAGGAGCAGGUUGAAAUUGCAGAAAAUUUGGGUUACUAA